CCGGCCGAGGUCUGCGCGGCCUUGCGCAAGGGCUUCAUCGCGUGCCACCGGGCCAUGUGGAAAAAGCUGCCAGAGUGGCCGAAGACCAUGACGGGUCUGCCCAGCACGUCGGGAACCACUGCCAGCGUGGUGAUCAUCCGCGGGUCAAAGAUGUACGUCGCUCAUGUAGGCGAUUCGGGAGUGGUGCUGGGAGUCCAGGACGACCCCAAAGAUGACUUCGUGAGAGCUGUGGAGGUGACGCAGGACCACAAGCCAGAACUGCCCAAAGAGAGGGAGAGAAUUGAAGGCCUUGGGGGCAGCGUGAUCAACAAGUCUGGCGUGAACCGCGUGGUUUGGAAGAGGCCUCGCCUGACUCACAACGGCCCCGUGCGCCGCAGCACCGUCAUUGACCAGAUCCCCUUCCUGGCAGUCGCCAGAGCGCUCGGUGAUCUUUGGAGCUACGACUUCUACAGCGGUGAAUUUGUUGUGUCUCCUGAACCGGACACAAGUGUGCACACCCUGGAUCCCCAGAAGCACAGAUACAUUAUCCUGGGCAGUGACGGGCUGUGGAACAUGAUCCCACCUCAGGAUGCCAUCUCCAUGUGCCAGGAUCACGAGGAGAAAAAAUGCCUCACGGGAGAGCACCGCCAGUCCUGUGCCAAAAUGCUGGUGAACAAAGCCCUGGGCCGCUGGAAGCAGCGCAUGCUUCGUGCAGAUAACACCAGCGCCAUCGUCAUCUGCAUCUCGCCAUUGCAGGACAGCAAAAGCAACCUGGAAAAUGAAGAAGAAUUGUAUCUCAACUUGGCAGAGAGCCCCUGCUACAGCAGCCCCGAUGUGAAUGUCAUGACACCCUCCCGCUGCUGUACCCCACCUGUCAAGCUUUUAGAAGAUGAUCCAUGGCCACGACUGAAUGCCUCUGAGCCUGUUCCUCCCCUCAUGCAUAGCAACAUGAUCUCAGAAAAAAUCUUAGAGCUGCCAAAUGAGAUUGCAAAAAGCAAUUUACCUUCAUCGGGAGCAACCUUGAAGGAUUCGGGUCCCCAGGAGGAGAAGUGCAGCAAAGCGCUGGCGUUGAGGAUACACGAGUCCUACAGUAAUGGUUUGUCAGUCAGUCUCUCCCCUUCCAACGCCACAAAUUCAGGCACGGACCAAAAAGGCUUCAAGGUGUCUCCUAACGGCCAAACAAAAGCCCAAGACGCGGAGAGGACACCCACAGCAAACUUUAAAAGGACACUGGAAGAAUCUAACUCCGGCCCAGCCGUGAAAAAGCCAAGACGUGGGCUGGGUCGAAACAUGAGUGCCCAGCCAGAAGGCAUGUCUGCAACUCCGCAGCGCAGGAACUCCAGCAAGCUGACCAUGCGGCGCAGCCUGCGGGGCCAGAAGAAGCUCAGCAGCUCGCUCUUCCACCCGCCCAGGAAGGCGGUGUGCGUCUGCUGAAGGGCGCUGCUGGAAGGGGCUGAAUUUUGAUUAGAAUUUUAAAGUUGGUGCACAAGUCUGAAACUCUUCUCGUUUUCUCUUUUUUUAAAGUAGAAACUUUUUUUGGUAUCAAACAGCUUUAUCCCAGCCUUGUACUUGCUUGUAUUAUAACUGUGAAUUUUGUAGAUGUGUAGGGUAUAAGUCACUGUAAAAUGUGUG
Messenger RNA from Mesitornis unicolor (brown roatelo), 1611 nucleotides. It is a transcript of the gene PPM1D, whose product is annotated as protein phosphatase, Mg2+/Mn2+ dependent, 1D. The record is from RefSeq and is a predicted model, not a curated record. Gene Ontology annotation, molecular function: protein serine/threonine phosphatase activity; mitogen-activated protein kinase binding. Bases 55 to 1413 code for a protein of 452 amino acids. The transcript has 6 exons. Gene Ontology annotation, biological process: protein dephosphorylation. Gene Ontology annotation, cellular component: nucleus; cytosol. Lineage: Eukaryota; Metazoa; Chordata; Aves; Mesitornithiformes; Mesitornithidae.